GCGUCACACGCCAUUUCAAGAGCGUUGUGCUUCUAUUUGAUUAUAUUUCUUGUUUAAAUGCUCGUCAAAUAACCACUAUAGCGAGGAGAAGUUUAUCUAGUAGUUGUCAUUGUCGUAAAUUCGUAGUUAGCUCUAGAAGGCAUGUAUUUUCUAGUGUAGUUGACCGGUGUUUUGUAAACUCGUCCAGUAGUUGCAUAAGCUUCAACACGACUUAUAAAUCAUUAUCACUGAGGAAUUAAACACCCAAGUGACGCCAUUACAAGAAGUCUCACAUUACUAUUUUGAUGGCCAAGGAAAAUACAUUAGACCAAUGAUAGUACUUCUAAUGGCUGCAGCUUGUAAUAUACAGACCAAUAGCUCUAGAAUGACUCUUCCAUCUCAAGAAACUGUAGCAAUGAUAAGUGAAAUGAUCCAUACAGCAAGUCUGAUCCAUGAUGAUGUCAUUGAUGGUGCUAAAACAAGACGAGGCAAAAUCGCAGUGAAUAUAGCAUUUGGCGACAAGGACUGUGUCCUGGCUGGAGACUACAUCCUGUCGUCGGCUUCACAAGCCUUGGCUAAACUAGGAAAUGUAGAAGUAGUGAAACUUUUGGCAGAGGUUGUUGAGGAUCUAGUUAGAGGUGAAUUCAUGCAACUUGGAUCUAAAGAAGACCCAGAUGAACGUUUUUCACAUUAUUUAAAGAAAACCUAUAAGAAGACAGCCAGCUUGAUUGCAUGCUGCUGUAAAGCGGUGGCAGCGUUUGCAGAUUGUUCAUCAGAUGUACAGGAAACUGCUUAUCAAUAUGGCAAAAAUAUCGGCAUGGCUUUUCAGUUGGUUGACGAUGUUUUAGACUUUGUAGCCAGUGAGAAUGAGAUGGGAAAACCAACAGCUGCAGAUCUUAAGCUUGGACUUGCUACGGCACCAGUGCUAUUUGCUUGUGAAAAGUUUCCAGAAUUAAAUGCCAUGAUCAUGCGUCGCUUUAAGGAACCAGGAGAUGUAGAAUUUACAAGACAAGCAGUUUAUGAUAGUGAUAGUGUAUCAAGAACAUAUACCCUUGCAAAUCAAUACUCCAAAGAAGCGAUACGACAGAUUAACAAACUAGAAUCCUCACCAGAACAACAGCUGUUAAUAAACAUCACCAAGAAAGUGAUCAGCCGGCGUAAAUGAUCAAAAAUACCAGAUUGUACAGAAGCUUAUAAAUAAUUAUAAAUAAUUAUUAUUAUAAUUUAUAUAUGUAAUUUUAAAAAAGUUUUUAAUGACUUUGUAUUUCUUAGUUUUUUUAAAUUCAUGAUGUUAAUGAUGUUUGGAGUUGAAAUUUUUUGGAGAAAGUUCUCUGAUAAAAUUAUGUAAUUUAAGCCACAAAUAAAUAAAAAAUGGGAAUCAGG
Messenger RNA from Actinia tenebrosa (Australian red waratah sea anemone), 1362 nucleotides. RefSeq names its product all trans-polyprenyl-diphosphate synthase PDSS1. Lineage: Eukaryota; Metazoa; Cnidaria; Anthozoa; Actiniaria; Actiniidae. Gene Ontology annotation, cellular component: mitochondrion; transferase complex. Gene Ontology annotation, molecular function: prenyltransferase activity. Gene Ontology annotation, biological process: isoprenoid biosynthetic process; ubiquinone biosynthetic process. The record is from RefSeq and is a predicted model, not a curated record.